Molecule: messenger RNA, 1408 nt
Organism: Folsomia candida
Lineage: Eukaryota; Metazoa; Arthropoda; Collembola; Entomobryomorpha; Isotomidae
Exons: 7
Coding region: 189-1208 (339 amino acids)
Source: RefSeq, a predicted model, not a curated record
UUUUCUCCUCACUGAAGAAGAUAAAACUGCCUCUAGUAAAAAAAAAAAAAAAAAAGAUAUCGAAGGGUUGGUUAUCUUUUUACGAGCCUGUCGACAAAAGAUUGAAGGAACAUAAAACUUGAAAGAAGAUUUGCUAGAGAAGAAAGAAAAUAAUACUCGGAACAAGUACGACGACUGAUUACGCCGAAAUGUUGCUUGAUAAGGAUUUGGACACUCUUAAGGACGAAUGGUGCUAUCCGGAUCGUCCAUUGAUGAUCAAUAGGAAGUACUCGUACAAAUUGCUCAAUAUGCACAGCCCUGACAAUUUUUCAAUCAUCGUGGUGGAUCAGACUUCCGUGGUGAUUCAAAGGCAGAUUAAAGAGGCAAUGGAUCUUCAUUUGCACAACAUUGCCGGUUGUGCACCGGUUGACGUUGCUUGUCUGAAGGAUAGACUUCCUGUAACUGUCAAAUUUGAGGAUGGGAAAUUUCACCGAGCAGAGGUCAAUUUAGUUGAAGAGAAGGGUGUGAAUGUGUAUAUGGUGGAUUCAGGAGUGGAUAUUUUGAUCUCGGCUGAUUCCAUAUAUCCGUCGUCAACAGAACUUUUGAGACUUCCAAAGCUUUCGUUAAUGUGUCGUCUUGCUCAAGUUGUCCCAUUUGAGGAACAGGAAAAGUGGAAAAAGUAUGACUACAAGUCGCUGUUCCAAGGAAAGAAUACAUCAGUGUUCUCAAUUUCUCUAAUUGACCGUGGAGUCUCUGAAGUUUGGCUCACGUGUGACAAGAAGGAUGUUGGCUUCGAAAUGGUUAUGAAUUUGGGUUUAGCUGAUUUUGUUCCGCUAAGUACUCAUGGGACCAAUGAUGAAGGGCCACAAAUGCUUGGAAAGUAUCCUCGAUAUGAUUACAGUGAUUGGAUUGGACAGAAAAUCGGAGUCUUUGGGACGAAGGUUUCAAAAGUGGGAUCGAAUUUCAAAGUGCAUCUUCAACUUCAUCCGACUAUAAUGGAGGCUGUUGAUGCUGGAUUGUUGAAGUAUGACUCUACUUCCAAAGACGCCAAGGACUUUUCAAAGGAUAUUGGUGAUGCUGUUCUUGUUGCGUAUGGCGAGGAUAAAAUGAAUUAUCGAGCUACAAUUUUUCAAAAGUCAAGGGUUGGGUACUUGGUAAAACUGGUAGACUACGGAGACUGUCAAUGUUCAGGAAAAAGACAUGCUCAAGAUUUCGAAAGAACUCGUUGAGAUUCCUGAAGCAGCCACACCCUGCUACUUAGUUGAACUAUUGGCAGCGGACCCGAGCAAACUUCCUUCAGAUAAAACCACCAAGGGAAAAUUGAUGGAGUUGAUUAUUGAAAAAAAUCUGGAAUGUUACAUUAGCCAUGCAAAUUUCAUUGAUGACGUGGAUCCCCGAGAAAUUCGAAAGUAAGAUAAUAAAUGUGAAG